This is a messenger RNA of Paramecium tetraurelia, 138 nucleotides long. RefSeq lists its product as uncharacterized. The record is from RefSeq and is a predicted model, not a curated record. The transcript has a single exon. Lineage: Eukaryota; Ciliophora; Oligohymenophorea; Peniculida; Parameciidae.
AUGAUAGUCACGUUGUGCAACUGUUAAAUUCUUUUGUUUAUAGAGGACCAUAUGGAUGUCAUUUUUGUAUGGUUUUUGAAAUCUUGGAAGUUAAUCUGUUAGAAGUAAUCAAGAGAUUUGAAGCAAAAGAAGUAUUGA